AUGUCGUCGACAUUUCGUGUGGUAUCGAGAGACUGCAGUAGCCUCCUCCAAGCGCACUACCGUCUCGACGGUCACCCACAUGUGAACCCAAUCCACGAAGUACUGGUUGGGGACAAGAGGGUUUACCUUAUAUUUCCAAAAUCGCACUCCGAUCUCCAUUCGUAUGUGCGGGCGAGGAAAAGGUUGAGAGAGCAUGAAGCGCGGAGACUAUUUAGACAAAUGGCGGAAACCGUAGCAGCGUGUCACGAACAAGGCAUCGUCUUAAGAGAUCUCAAGUUGAGGAAGUUCGUCUUCGCUGAUCCUCAAAGGACGACGCUAAAACUUGAAUCGUUAGAAGACGCGGUCGUUUUAGACGACCCUGAAGAGGAUCUUCUCCAAGAUAAGAGAGGAUGUCCCGCGUACGUCUCGCCAGAGAUUCUCCGUGCUCAUCGGACGUACUCCGGGAGAGCGGCCGAUAUGUGGUCGCUCGGCGUCAUACUGUACACCAUGCUCGUUGGAAGGUAUCCGUUUAACGACUCGGAGCACGCAUCGCUGUUCGCUAAGAUAUCACGAGGGUACUUCGUGGUGCCGGAGUGUUUGUCGUCUCGAGGUAAAUGUUUGAUUCGAUCGCUGUUAAGGCGGGAAGCCUGUGAGCGUCUUAGUGCGAGGGACGUGUUGCGUCACCCGUGGCUGGCCCGCGAUCCUCGCAACGAACUACCUCCGCGCGCUGCUUCCUCGCACGACCGCCUUGUACCCGACAUCGCCAUGGACGACGUCUAAUACCCGCCCUUCAAAACUGGUGCUGGCAUCAGUUCACGACAUACGUCAUCCUCCAACAGCACAAGAGUGGCCAUUUGUACAGAUUAUAAAAUUUGACAGAUGUUAGAUUAAUGAAAUCUAAGUCUUAAAUUGUAUUGUUUCGCAAAUGGCCUCCAGCCGGCCCGGUCCCUGCUCUUGCACACCGUCGGCCUAAAGUUUUCAUUAUAAUCCGGCCUAAUUCGGUGUAAGCUUGCGGUCGCUGACUGAAAUGUCGGAUAUUCCGCGUGGAUGUUUAGAGUUCAGCGUGUAGUAUCCCAAGCCAAAUAAAGGUCUCUAUCGAGAUUUUAAUUUAGUGAUUACGGGACGGGUGCGAGCGGCGGGUCCGCGUCCCGCCCGUCCGCUUAAUUUAUAAAGUAGAACCGUACGGUAGCGCAAUAAAAAUCGCAUAAUCCGACGUAUAUUAAACGUUAACUUUUUAAUGGGGUUUUUUAGUUUUAUGCAGUUUUUAUUCGCGUUACGCGUCGGCUUUACAGCUGUGGUAUAUGUAACGUUUAUAAUGACAGGAUAAGUGAGACUGAUAUCGCGUUUUUGUGAUCAAAAUAUGAAAUAUUAAGCGAUCCAUCGUGCUUCGUACGAGUGAGAGCCCUGGCGAUGAUGUACCCAUUGUCGCUCACGAGACUUCGCUGCGUACAAAGUGUUCUGUUAACUACUGCGGUAAUUCCUGUUAACCGUUUAAUCAUAUCAAUUUCACAUCAAUAUAGGAUGGGUAUAUUGCUUUGAAAUUGCGGCUAUAGUUUUAGGUGAACUACCUAGGUGUGUAUAUUUUGUAUUUAUAUAAAAAAAAUUAAAUUUAUAUCGUGUAAUUGUGAUCUCCACCGAUGUUAUUUAGCGAUUACUUGAUUGCCAUUAUGUUGUUGUACAGAAGAGGAUAUCUUUUGUUUCACGACGUUCAGUUGCUUCCAUCAUAGAGUUAUUAUAUGUGAGUUUUUGGUUAAUCUAUAUCAUGAUUAUGUAUUCGGCAUAUAUACGUGUGAAUUAAUUAUUUUGUUACAAUCUUUAUCGAUCAAAAUUAUGUUAUUCGCAUCACCAUGUACCGAAUAAGAUCAUACUUUGGUUUUGUGCCAUUUAUUUAAUUUUAAUUAAUUUAUUCGUUGUUGUAAUUGACGGUGUGACGUCGGCACUUCUUCCUAAUAUUUAAUUGUUGCAUUUGGUACUUGGUGUUGAGUUGAAAUCGAUUUAAAAUUUCAAAUCAAUAUUUUUUUUU
Melitaea cinxia (Glanville fritillary) is the source of this 2002-nucleotide messenger RNA. Its product is annotated as tribbles homolog 2-like. Bases 1 to 759 code for a protein of 252 amino acids. NCBI's taxonomy places the organism in Eukaryota, Metazoa, Arthropoda, Insecta, Lepidoptera, Nymphalidae. Gene Ontology annotation, molecular function: ATP binding; protein kinase activity; mitogen-activated protein kinase kinase binding. The transcript has 4 exons. Gene Ontology annotation, biological process: regulation of MAP kinase activity; protein phosphorylation; positive regulation of proteasomal ubiquitin-dependent protein catabolic process. The record is from RefSeq and is a predicted model, not a curated record. Gene Ontology annotation, cellular component: nucleus.